ACAGUGUGUUAUAACGUAUCUGAUAUUCAACAGGAACCACCGAAGCACCACAAUGCUGCUAUGAAUACUUCGCACAGAUGUCAAAGCACUACGUAAAUUCGCCUCGGAACUCUUACGUGUGUUUUAAUCACAGUAGUGUUAACAACUCCGCUGUUCCCCAGAGUUCCGACAAGACAGAGGGUAAUCGUUUGUCACUAGCCUCACAGAGACAUGUUGACCUCGUCAAUGAAAACGUUAAAGUGGGACUUAUGUUUGCUUCAAAAGCUAUCAUGCAGCUGAUUGCCAACCCCUUCAUUGGGCCCCUCACAAACAGGAUUGGCUACAGUAUCCCAAUGUUUACCGGUUUUUUCGUCAUGAUGGUGUCAACCAUAAUAUUUGCAUUCGGUGAGAGUUACACCGUGUUGUUCGUGGCCAGAACGGUACAGGGUAUCGGCUCGUCCUGUUCCAGUGUAUCAGGAAUGGGUAUGUUGGCUGACAGAUACCCGGAUGAUCGGGAGAGAGGUAACGCUAUGGGCAUCGCUCUGGGAGGUUUGGCUCUCGGGGUAUUGGUUGGUCCACCUUUUGGCGGAAUAAUGUACGAAUUUGUGGGCAAGGAGGCCCCAUUCCUGAUUCUUGCUGGCCUGGCUCUUGUUGAUGGGAUUUUAAUCAUGCUUGUACUGCAGCCGUCCAUCACCCCGGAAUCCCAGGAAGGCUCGUCAUUAAAGGAACUGUUAAAGGAUCCGUACAUCCUCCUGGCAGCCGGAUCAAUUACGUUCGCCAACAUGGGCAUUGCCAUGAUGGAACCUUCCCUACCUAUCUGGAUGAUAGACACUAUGCAUGCGCCUAAUUGGCAGCAAGGAGCGGCAUUCCUACCUGCAAGUAUAUCAUAUAUGAUAGGAACAAAUAUCUUUGGACCACUGGCCCACAAAAUGGGACGAUGGUUAAGUGCUUUAAUAGGAAUGGUUGUAAUAGGAGUCUGCCUCUUCGCGAUACCGUUUUCAAAGAACAUUUUUCACCUGAUAGCCCCAAACUUCGGUUUAGGGUUUGCCAUUGGUAUGGUGGAUUCAUCAAUGAUGCCGCUCAUGGGCAACCUGGUUGACCUUCGUCAUGUCUCUGUUUAUGGCAGUGUAUAUGCCAUAGCAGACGUUUCCUUCUGCUUGGGCUAUGCCAUCGGCCCGGCAAUGAGUGGAUCAAUCGUCAAGACACUUGGUUUCCACUGGAUGUUAUGGACGAUUGCCAUUGUCAAUGUGGUGUACGCCCCUCUGAUGAUUUUCUUACGUAAUCCCCCGGGAAAAGAGGAAAAAAUGAAGAAAAUUUACAGGUCGUACAAGCAAUCUCUGAUUAUGAAUGACAAGUGCCCGGUGCAGUACGUCACGUACAAUCAAACAACACGGAGCCAAGAGAACACUGACGAAGACGAGGACCUGUACUACAACUAACGCGAGCAGCCGGACACCGCAAUAUGACACGCACUUCUAAACGGACGCCGCAAAACGAUAUGCACUUCCAGACGGAUAGCGCAAUACGACAUGCCCCCCAAGACGGACAUCGCAAUACGACAUACAAUCCCAGCUGGACAAUGCUGUAAGACCCUCCUGCCGCACAGUGAAGUACAAUGUGCUUCCUCAGCCGAACACCGCAAUAAGACCCUCAUUAUUCACCACCUACAAGGACACUGCACUGCGACAUGCGCACCAACCGCACACCGUAAUAUUGCACCAACAGUUGCACCAACAGCCGGACACCCCAGUACGACAUGGUUCUCCCAACACAAUAUACACACACUUCAUACACUGUAAUAUCACAUGUAUCCCAUGUCAUAGCUGAACCACAGUGUGAAACGCACUCACAGCUAGACCCUGCAAUUUAAGAUAGUUCAUUUCUGACACUGUAAUAAUAACACCACAGUAUGACAUGCCCAUCUAGCUUGACCUCUGCACUGCAUGACCCAAUACGACAUGCACUCAAAUCUGAACACCGAAAUAUGACACACUUAACGUGAAAAUGACAUACACACCCACCACAAUAGGACAUGUAUUGCCGACCAGACUGGGCGAUGGUAGAACCAUUAGAUCCUUCCCUCUCACACCACGUCCACCCCUGUUGAUCUCGGACUUUGUCACACGGUUGCUAGGCGACCGUCUGACGCCUUAGCUGAUGUACAAACGAGUCGAUUAUAUCCACGCAUCACUUGUCUGUGAUUAUCAUAAUGCCGUAUACGGCAUUGCUGCGUGAACAAGUAGUACCCUAGGACGAUAGUUGGAUGCAUAAUUUUAUGGUAUGUCUACUUUCCUAGAAUUCUAAUUUUUGCUGGAUACUAGAAGCCAAGAAGUCUGUGCUUGAACCAUAAAUGAAGCUGAUGAUUUAUUUCUAGCCUGUUUGGUCUAUUGCUGUGACUUGUAUAUACAUCCCAUGCUCUUUAAUUGAGAAUUAAUAUACAUAUAUGUAAAUAUACAUAUAUACGCUCCGCUGACAUUAACUCACGGAAUGACCGGGACCAUGGAUAAAAUGUACAUGUAUAUUGUUGGAUUCCAAUCAUGGUUUCAUUUGAGAUAGGGGCAUGGCCUUGGUCUGUUUAUUCCAUAGGACAGUUCAUAUGUGGACUGCAGACUGGUGUACGACGUUUCAGCGAAGUACUCAACAUAUUACAUUGUAAUGAGAAUAGUCUUGUAUAUAAUAAGUGUGUAAGUUUCUCAUAUGGACCUGCAAUAAUAAGACUCUGAGAGAGUGUGUUUACUCCAUGACUGUUCAUGAGAUAAACGGCUUGCUAGAAUAUACUUAUUUAUCGUUUAAUGACGGCGUAUCAGGAACGUUAAACAGAUGUAGUAUAAGCCUGUACAGUGUUAUCACCGGCCAGUUUUGGCAGUUAUCAUAUAGAUGGCGCUGUUGUCGCACAUGCAGUGACCACUGCAGCGACUAGCGUCAGAGCUGCUAUGACGUCAUCCGGUGUCCCAUAUAUGAAAGUAACACCCCCAUCAAGUGCUCUGUAGGUUUGGUGAAUCCAAAUAUACCUGCAAAUAAAAGAUUGAUGAAGUCAGUUGCCUUUUACUGUACGUUCUAGUGAGAAAUGCGAAGGGAGGCCACUCUUAACUGUUGUCUCAAAACUAUUUUGCUAAGAGGACAAAACGAUUUAGUAUUAAAUUAUUCCAAUAAAUAAAUAAAAUAAUAAAUUAUUUUCUGUUGUCCUCUGCGUGAGGAUAACAUAUAGACUCCAUCCUGCGAAUAUGGUUGAGGUGUACACAGACACACAGCACCGCUUUUUCACGCACUUUUAAGACAACGCGCAUCAGAAUACGAGAGUCAUCAUGACCGUGGUUCGUAACAUAAUCAUUGAUUAAGGUUGGUAGUUGAUUCAAUUCAAACCGCGUAAAGUCCACAUAUCAAGCAUUAGUCAAAACUUGCUGGUGACAGAGGGUAACAAAUUUCAGAUGUAUAAAUGAAACGUAGACUUCUUUCAUGGCCCAAUCCAUUGUUACAGUUAGCGAGAAAUAAACCAGCUAGUGGAGUGUGCCACAAUCAAACUGGCCUCACUGGCGAAUUUUGAUACUCCAUACACUGAUAUACACUGAAUACUGAUAUGCUCAUGGGUAUUGAAUUCUCUCCAUAUAAACAGGUGGUCUUAUAUCUUACAGAAAAUAAAAAUUUUAAAUAAUUUCCUGGUAUGAUGUUUUGAAUAAGGAAUCUGAGCUUAGAUCUCAAAUUAACUAAACUAGUGCUCAAAAGAAAGUAUA
This is a messenger RNA of Liolophura sinensis, 3710 nucleotides long. Its product is annotated as synaptic vesicular amine transporter-like. Gene Ontology annotation, cellular component: synaptic vesicle membrane; terminal bouton. Lineage: Eukaryota; Metazoa; Mollusca; Polyplacophora; Chitonida; Chitonidae. Gene Ontology annotation, molecular function: xenobiotic transmembrane transporter activity; serotonin:sodium:chloride symporter activity. Bases 78 to 1418 code for a protein of 446 amino acids. Gene Ontology annotation, biological process: aminergic neurotransmitter loading into synaptic vesicle; xenobiotic transport; transmembrane transport. The record is from RefSeq and is a predicted model, not a curated record. The transcript is spliced from 15 exons.